CGAUGCCCGAGCUCUCGUUUGCUUCACACUGACAUCAUAGCGGAUUACAAUGUCAAAUAUUUUGGAAGCAGCACUAGCCUCCGGUUUUACACCCCGCGAGAGAGAUUCAUCGUUUAUAUUCCAGUCAUUUGAAAUAUAAAGUUGCAAUAUUUUUCGCAUGAAACAUUUUUUGGGGAUGGAAUGAUACAUUCAAGUUAAGGUCUAUGUAACAGAGAGUGGGUCAGGUCAGGGAUGCUGCAGCAUUGGAGGGAAUCUGACUCUCAUGGCCUGUUUUCAUCUGGAGAGACCUCCGACAAUGACUGUGAGAUGGGGGCAAGUUGUGGAGAAGUUGGCGUAGUGUGUUUGUGUGAGACUGGACCCUGCACACUAUACUCUGAAGCACACACACAGACACCGGACACACUGAAAUGUGAACACUGUGGGAAAAACAGGGUAGUGAUAACCAGGUACUCAGAGGGAUAUGGCACAGAGGAAGAGUGUGCCCUGUCCGAUCCUCAGGGUGACAGCGAUGCAGACGCUGACAUCGAGGACACAGAUUGCAGACUACAGGAGCCAGGUUCUCUCCAGCGAAUCAGUUCGCGGAGACGGAAGCGACCACGAAUAGCGCGGCAGGACACCACGGAGAGUGAGGACGAUGGGGGGAGGAGUCACAGGAGUCACCGCUGGAACCUCAGACUCAGUCCCCACCGGGCUCACAACAGAACCUUACUAGAGGAGAGUGUAUCACAGGUCAGACCGUUAGUGAUCUGUCGGCCCAGUAUCAGAGGAGACGGUCAGGGGCCUCCAGUCGAAGGGCCCAGAACUGGCCCAAAAUGGCUCUGGUUCCUGUGGCCCUCGUCUCUCUCCCUGCCUGUCGUUCUCCUCCUCUCCAUCCCUCUCUCUCUCUCCUUAGUCAUCGUCAUCAUAUCUUUCCUGAUGCCUCGGGCCAGUACUUGACCUCACGUCUCUGUUUUAUUUCAUUCAUUGUAAUAUUUUUCAUGGAGUAAUAUAAUUAUGCUUUAAUCACCUCGCGUCACCACAUCAUGUUGUUAAUUCAUGUGUGUAUACUGUAAACAAAUCAUAUUAGACCAUAAGUCAUAGCAGCAUCAGACCAUAAAUCAUAGCAGCAUCAGACCAUAAAUCAUAGCAGCAUCAGACCAUAAAUCAUAGCAGCAUCAGACCAUAAAUCAUAGCAGCAUCAGACCAUAAAUCAUAGCAGCAUCAGACCAUAAAUCAUAGCAGCAUCAGACCAUAAACCAUAGCAGCAUCAGACCAUAAAUCAUAGCAGCAUCAAACCAUAAGUCAUAGCAGCAUCAUCGCCCUCUUCCACAACAAUAUUUCUGAACAGGCAGCUUGUGCUCUUCAUAUCUCUUUCUGUCUCUCUCUCUCUCUCUCUCUCUCUCUCUCUCUCUCUCUCUCUCUCUCUCUCUCUCUCUCUCUCUCUCUCUCUCUCUCUCUCUCUCUCUCUCUCUCUCUCUCUCCCACUCAUUUGCAAAAAUAGACCCCUUGGCUUGCUACUUAUGCUGAAGAUGGUGUGAUAUGUGGGUGGCAAAGGGUUUUAGGGUUACACGUGCUUUGUAGGCUCAAUAGAAAUACAUGUAAAUUAAAGACCUAUGCAAUCUACUGUUCCUGCUCUGUCUGUCUGUCUGUCUGUCUGUCUGUCUGUCUGUCUGUCUGUCUGUCUGUCUGUCUGUCUGUCUGUCUGUCUGUCUGUCUGUCUGUCUGUCUGUCUCUCUGUCUGUCUCUCUGUCUGUCUCUCUGUCUGUCUCUCUGUCUCUCUGUCUGUCUGGUAACUGAAUCCAUGCUCUGUCCUUGGCACAUGAGUGAGUGCCCCCCCCCCACCACCACCACUCUUUCACCCUCUUGUCUCUGAGGUAUUUAGCCUGUGAAUCCAGGGACCCAUAGAUCUAAAUGACAAUUUGGCCUAAUUGAGUGGAAGCAGGAUUGCAUAGACAGCUACUCUGUGCAAUGGCUACGUCUGAGACGGCACCCUAUUUGCUAUAUGUAGGGAAUAGGGUGCUAUGUCAUUCACAGGAGGAAGUUCAUAAACUAGACUGUAACUAGGUAAGACAGAUAAUCCAGUACACGUAAACCUGUAUUGUACUGUAAGUGUUUGGUUAUGAGGGGACCACCUACUCCUGCUUGUAAACCAGGUUAUUACACGUUUUAUGUUUACUGUAUGAAGGAUGUAUUCACCUCCGGCUUAUAAAGUAUGUCUGAAAUCCACUGCUGUGAUCCACUGUAUCUGGGUCAGAGGAGGCUGGUGGAAGGAGCUAUAGGAGGACGGGCUCAUGGUAAUGGCUGGAGUGGAAUAAACCACAUGUUUACAUUUACAUUUAAGUCAUUUAGCAGACGCUCUUAUCCAGAGCGACUUACAAAUUGGUGCAUUCACCUUAUGACAUCCAGUGUUUGACUCCGUUCCAUUGAUUCCAUUCAAGCCAUUAGAAUGAGCCCUUUCUAUAGCUCCCCACCAGCCUCCAGUGAUCUGGGUGUUAGUUCAUUUACAUUUAUAACCCCCAAAAAUUAUCACAAUGUAUGUUAAUCUUUAUGCUUCAUUGGGGCCACAGUAAUCAAAUAAAGCUAUAUUGUAUUUUGA
This is a messenger RNA of Oncorhynchus gorbuscha (pink salmon), 2575 nucleotides long. RefSeq lists its product as uncharacterized. The record is from RefSeq and is a predicted model, not a curated record. The transcript is spliced from 7 exons. NCBI's taxonomy places the organism in Eukaryota, Metazoa, Chordata, Actinopteri, Salmoniformes, Salmonidae. The coding region runs from base 232 to 936 and encodes 234 amino acids.